Abrus precatorius (Indian licorice) is the source of this 2495-nucleotide messenger RNA. Its product is annotated as ent-copalyl diphosphate synthase, chloroplastic. Gene Ontology annotation, molecular function: terpene synthase activity; magnesium ion binding. The coding region runs from base 17 to 2464 and encodes 815 amino acids. The transcript is spliced from 15 exons. NCBI's taxonomy places the organism in Eukaryota, Viridiplantae, Streptophyta, Magnoliopsida, Fabales, Fabaceae. Gene Ontology annotation, biological process: gibberellin biosynthetic process. Gene Ontology annotation, cellular component: chloroplast. The record is from RefSeq and is a predicted model, not a curated record.
UCAACACAAACACAUCAUGUCUUCCCACUUCUCCUCUUACUUCCACCUUCCCUCUUUCUCUUCUUCUAAGCAUUUUCCUUCUCCAUCUUCUUCUACCCCUCUUCUCUACUUCUCCAAAUUCUCUCUGGGUGCUGUGUCGUCCGAGACUAAAGACAAACAAGAGAUAAGAUGCAGAGCUAUAUCCAAACCAAGAACUCAAGAAUAUCCAGAAGUAUUUCAGGGUAGUCUAGCAACGUUAAAGUUGCGUGAGAUUAAUGUGGAAGAUGACAUAGAUGAGGAGCGAGACAUUGGGGUUUUGGUGGCGAAUGAGAUGGAGGAGCGAGUGGGCACUAUCAAAUCGAUAUUGGGUUCAAUGGAAGAUGGAGAGAUUACCAUAUCUGCUUAUGACACAGCUUGGGUUGCUCUGGUGGAAGAUGUUAAUGGAAGUGGUGCCCCUCAAUUUCCGUCGAGUCUAGAAUGGAUAGCAAAAAAUCAACUUGCGGAUGGAUCAUGGGGUGAUAAGGAAUUAUUUUCAGCCCAUGAUCGGAUUAUGAACACGUUGGCUUGUGUUAUUGCAUUAAAAUCAUGGAAUAUGCACCCCGAAAAGUGUGAGAAGGGAAUGACAUAUUUUAAAGAGAACCUUGACAAGCUUCAGAAUGAGAAUGCGGAGCACAUGCCAAUUGGGUUUGAAGUUGCUUUUCCUUCACUUCUUGAUAUGGCUCGUGGUUUGAACAUUGAAGUGCCAGAUAAUUCCCCUAUUCUGAACAAAAUCUUUGCAAUGAGAAAUGUAAAACUCACAAGAAUACCAAGAGAGAUGAUGCAUAAAGUGCCCACAAGUCUGCUCCAUAGCUUGGAAGGGAUGUCAGGCUUGGACUGGAAACAACUUAUAAAACUGCAGUCUCAAGACGGGUCAUUCUUGUUUUCUCCAUCUUCCACCGCCUUUGCUCUCAUGCAAACCAAAGACGAAAAUUGUCUCAAAUACUUGAAUAAAGUGGUCAACAAGUUCAAUGGGGGAGUUCCAAACGUGUAUCCAGUGGAUUUGUUCGAACAUAUUUGGGUGGUGGAUCGGCUGGAGCGCCUCGGAAUAUCGCGGUUUUUUCAGCAAGAGAUCAAAGACUGUUUGAGCUAUGUUUAUAGAUAUUGGACUGAAAAGGGUAUUUGUUGGGCAAGAAAUUCAAAUGUUCGAGACAUUGAUGACACGGCAAUGGGGUUCAGAUUACUAAGAUUACAUGGCCUCCCAGUUUCAGCCGAUGUGUUUAAGCACUUCGAGAGAAAUGGUGAAUUCUUCUGCUUUACGGGGCAGACCACGCAAGCGGUGACGGGAAUGUUCAAUUUGUAUAGGGCUAGUCAAGUAAUGUUUCCUGGGGAGAAAAUUCUUGAACAUGCAAAGCACUUUUCAGGGAAAUUUUUAAGGGAGAAGCGAGUAGCAAAUGAGCUAGUAGAUAAAUGGAUCAUAAUGAAGAACCUGGGAGGAGAGGUAGCUUACGCUUUGGACGUGCCAUGGUAUGCAAGCUUACCUCGAGUGGAAACCAGAUUCUACAUUGACCAAUACGGUGGCGAAAGUGACGUAUGGAUAGGCAAAACCCUUUAUAGGAUGGCCUACGUGAGCAACAAUAAUUAUCUCGAGCUUGCUAAACUAGAUUACAACAUGUGCCAAGCACAGCAUCUGGCAGAGUGGGGGAGAAUUCAAAAAUGGUAUUCAGAAUCUAGAUUGGGAGAGUUUGGAAUGAACAGAAGAACUCUUCUGUUGGCCUAUUUUUUGGCAGCAGCCAGCAUAUUUGAGCCUGAAAAGUCUCAUGUGAGACUUGCUUGGGCCAAAACCACAGCAUUGAUUGAGACAAUCACAUCCUAUGUUAGUGAUGCAGAAAUGAGGAAAGCUUUGGUUAAAAAAUUCAGUAACUGCAUUAACAAGAGAGACUACUCCAUUGGCUGGAGGUUGAGCAGGAAUAAGAGAGGACAUGGACUCGUUGAGACUUUGGUUGCAACCAUAGAUCAGAUUUCAUGGGAUAUACUUGUAUCUCAUGGUCAUGAAAUUGGAUAUGACAUGCGUCGCUGUUGGAAAAAGUGGCUUUCAAGUUGGGAAGGCGAAGGGGACAAAUGUGAAGGACAAGCAGAGCUUUUGGCGCAUAUAAUAAAUCUUAGUGCCGGACAUUGGAUUUCGGAGGAGCAGAUGCUGAAUCCACAUUAUCAGCAUCUGCUUCAACUCACUAACACAAUCUGCCAUAGACUCCGUUGCUAUCAAAAGGACAAGGAACACGAGAGCGGAAGCUGCAGUACGUACGUGAACAGCAUCACCACCUCAGAAGGAGAGUCAAAAAUGCAAGAACUGGUGCAAUUGGUGCUCCAAAAUUCUUCAAGUAGCGUUAAUUUGAACAUCAAAAAUACUUUCCUCGCGGUGGCGAAGAGUUUUUACUAUACAGCUUUCUGUGAUUCAAGGACCAUCAACUUCCAUAUUGCCAAAGUUCUCUUUGAUAAAGUUGUUUGAAUCAAAUUUACAUUCUUGAGUAGAUGUUAGA